AUGACAACUUCCAUGGCCCAUCUUUUUGUUACCAUCUUGCUUGUGGCCGCCCACACGGCCUUCGCCGAAACAAACAUGCUUCAAGAUCUUUGUGUUGCUGAUCUCAAAGGUACCAAAGUAAACGGAUACGCAUGCAAAGACCCAUCACAAGUAACACCAGAGGACUUCUAUUACAUAGGCUUAGCCGCUCCUGCAGACACAUCCAACACCGCAACGGGGUCAGCCGUUACAGCAGGCAACGUUGAGAAAAUCCCUGGCCUCAACAUGAUGGGUACAUCCAUGUCUCGUAUCGACUACGCACCAGGUGGACUCAACCCGCCACAUCUUCACCCACGAGCUUCUGAAGCCAUAUACGUCCUCGAAGGACGUCUCUUCGUUGGCUUCUUGACCACCACUGGAAAACUCAUCUCCAAACACAUUAACAAGGGAGACGUCUUUGUAUUCCCUAGAGCUCUCUUACAUUUCCAGCAGAACCCUAACAAUGCUCCUGCCUCCGUGAUCGCUGCUUUUGAUAGUCAGAAUCCUGGGACUCAAAGUGUUGGACCGUCUUUGUUUGGUGCUAACCCUCCUAUUCCUGAUGACUUGCUUGCCAAGGCGUUCGGUGUUGAAGCACAGGUGAUUCAGAAGGUUAAGGGAAAAUUCCCAGCCAAGAAAUAA
Molecule: messenger RNA, 657 nt
Organism: Eruca vesicaria subsp. sativa (arugula)
Lineage: Eukaryota; Viridiplantae; Streptophyta; Magnoliopsida; Brassicales; Brassicaceae
Source: the annotation of a GenBank genome assembly